UAGUUUUUGACUGCCGCCCGGAAGAGCGUCAAGAUGAGCAGCCACCAUGGAAAGUCGGUCGACCUGCAGAUGUUCGAGACGCAUGCCAAGGCCGUUGUGCGCGAUUACUACGUCGAGCCCCGCAUCGACUACCGCACCAUCUCGGGCGUGAACGGCCCGCUCGUGAUUCUCGAGAACGUCAAGCUGCCCAAGUUUGCCGAAAUCGUCAACCUGACCUUGUCGACGGGCGAAGUGCGCCAAGGCAAGGUGCUCGAGGUGCAGGGCAGCAAGGCUGUCGUGCAGGUCUUUGAGGGCACGGAUGGCAUUGACAACCGUCACACGCACUGCGAGUUUACCGGCGAUGUGCUCAAGAUGGCCAUCUCGGAGGAGAUGCUCGGCCGCGCCUUUAACGGCUCGGGCAAGGCCAUUGACGGCGCGCCGCCGGUCGUCGCCGAGGACUACCUCGACAUUGAGGGCCAGCCCAUCAACCCGUCGUGCCGUGACUACCCCAAGGAGAUGAUCCAGACGGGUAUCUCGGCCAUCGAUGUCAUGAACUCGAUCGCGCGUGGCCAAAAGAUCCCGCUCUUCUCGGCCGCUGGUUUGCCGCACAACGAAAUUGCCGCCCAAAUUUGUCGUCAGGCCGGUUUGGUCCAGCGCAAGGACGUCAUGGACUCGCACCAGGACAACUUUGCCAUCGUGUUCGGUGCCAUGGGUGUCAACAUGGAAGCCGCUCGCUUCUUCCGCAACGAUUUCGAGGAGAGCGGCUGCAUGCAGAACACGGCGCUCUUCAUGAACUUGGCCAACGACCCGACGAUCGAGCGUAUCAUUACGCCCCGCCUCGCCUUGACGACCGCCGAGUACCUCGCGUACGAGCGCGAUCUGCACGUGCUCGUCAUCCUCACCGACAUGUCGUCGUACGCCGACGCGCUGCGUGAGGUGUCGGCUGCGCGCGAAGAAGUGCCCGGUCGCCGUGGGUACCCCGGGUACAUGUACACGGAUCUCUCGACGAUCUAUGAGCGCGCCGGUCGUGUCAUGGGCCGCAACGGUUCGAUCACGCAGCUCCCGAUUCUCACGAUGCCCAACGACGACAUUACGCACCCGAUCCCGGAUCUCACGGGGUACAUCACGGAGGGCCAGAUCUACGUCGAUCGCCAGCUGCACAACCGUCAGAUCUUCCCGCCGAUCAACGUGCUGCCGUCGCUUUCGCGUCUCAUGAAGUCUGCCAUUGGCGAAGGCAUGACGCGCGACGACCACUCGGCCGUCUCCAACCAGCUCUAUGCCAGUUAUGCGACGGGCAAGGACGUGCAGGCCAUGAAGGCCGUCGUCGGCGAGGAAGCGCUCUCGAUGGAAGACCACUUGUACCUCAAGUUUACCGACAAGUUUGAGGGCAAGUUUAUCGCCCAGGGCCCGUACCAGUCGCGCGAUAUCUUCGAGUCGCUCGACCUCGCGUGGUCCCUCUUCCGUGCGUUCCCGAAGGAACUCCUCAAGAAGAUCCCCAAGAAGCAGCUCGACCUGUACUACGCCCGCCGGACGCAGGUCCGCGAAGGCUUGGGCCACGAAGAGAUGAACGCCCAGGAGUAAACACGUUCGCUCCACGAUGAUGAUGCACACAACUGUCGUCCAACGAUCUGAUAUACACUUGCAAC
Molecule: messenger RNA, 1625 nt
Organism: Saprolegnia parasitica CBS 223.65
Lineage: Eukaryota; Oomycota; Saprolegniomycetes; Saprolegniales; Saprolegniaceae
Product: V-type proton ATPase subunit B
Exons: 6
Coding region: 34-1560 (508 amino acids)
Biological process (GO): proton transmembrane transport; ATP metabolic process
Cellular component (GO): proton-transporting V-type ATPase, V1 domain
Molecular function (GO): ATP binding; proton-transporting ATPase activity, rotational mechanism
Source: RefSeq, a predicted model, not a curated record